Melanotaenia boesemani (Boeseman's rainbowfish) is the source of this 2252-nucleotide messenger RNA. It is a transcript of the gene wdr5, whose product is annotated as WD repeat domain 5. Gene Ontology annotation, molecular function: histone binding. The record is from RefSeq and is a predicted model, not a curated record. Bases 217 to 1218 code for a protein of 333 amino acids. The transcript is spliced from 14 exons. Lineage: Eukaryota; Metazoa; Chordata; Actinopteri; Atheriniformes; Melanotaeniidae. Gene Ontology annotation, cellular component: Set1C/COMPASS complex.
CGCAGAGCCUCAGCACACUACACAUUCCCCGCUUCUCCUCGUAGGUUUAUCCUGUAGGCAAACCUGCAGAAGUAAGGCAUUUGAUUAAACUGUUCUCCGGGAUCAUUAUUAUUUAUACACGCGCGGUUUGUCGUCCCGGUCGUUACGUGAAGUAACAAGUUGACCGUGAACCUGCAUCAAUCCCUUUAGCGUGCAGUAGAUGCUAAUUUCCUCACCAUGGCAACAGAGGACAAGAAACCAGAGACUGAUACCAAACCUCCAGUUGUGCCAUCAGCAUCUGCUAGCCAAAGCAAGUCUGCGCCUGCAAAGCCAAACUACAGCCUGAAAUUCACAUUAGCAGGACACACUAAAGCUGUGUCCUCAGUCAAAUUCAGCCCAAGUGGAGAAUGGCUCGCCAGCUCAUCUGCUGAUAAACUGAUCAAAAUCUGGGGAGCGUACGAUGGAAAGUUUGAGAAAACCAUCUCUGGACACAAACUGGGCAUCUCUGACGUGGCCUGGUCCUCUGACUCCAACCUCCUGGUGUCUGCAUCGGAUGAUAAAACCCUGAAGAUCUGGGAUGUGAGCUCGGGAAAGUGCUUGAAAACUCUGAAAGGCCACAGCAACUAUGUCUUCUGUUGCAACUUCAACCCCCAGUCCAACCUGAUCGUGUCUGGAUCGUUUGACGAGAGCGUACGGAUAUGGGACGUGAAGACUGGGAAAUGUUUGAAAACACUGCCGGCUCAUUCUGACCCCGUCUCAGCUGUUCAUUUUAACAGAGACGGCUCUUUGAUUGUGUCCAGUAGCUACGACGGCCUCUGCCGAAUCUGGGACACGGCAUCGGGGCAGUGUUUAAAAACCCUCAUUGAUGAUGAUAACCCUCCUGUAUCCUUUGUGAAGUUUUCCCCCAAUGGGAAAUACAUCCUGGCUGCUACACUGGACAACACGCUGAAGCUGUGGGACUACAGCAAAGGAAAGUGCUUGAAGACGUACACGGGCCAUAAAAAUGAGAAGUACUGCAUAUUCGCCAAUUUCUCUGUCACCGGGGGAAAGUGGAUCGUGUCGGGAUCGGAGGACAACAUGGUUUAUAUCUGGAACCUGCAGACGAAGGAGAUCGUGCAGAAACUCCAGGGGCACACAGAUGUUGUCAUUUCCACCGCCUGCCACCCCACAGAGAACAUCAUCGCAUCUGCGGCUUUAGAAAACGACAAAACCAUCAAGCUAUGGAAAAGCGACUGCUAAGCCCUUUUUGGAUAUUUUUUUUUUUUUUUUUUUUUUUUGGGGGCCAUUCAUCUUUUCUUUUUUACAUUUUGGUGUAAAAUGACCCUUUUUUUCUGACUGAGCUUCUGAUGGAUGCAGAGAGCUUUUAGCUAAUAAAAUCCUGCAAGGAGAGCCCAACUCUGCAGCGGACACAAUCCCCUCGCCACAUCUGACAAUAUGUGCCAGGUCCUCUGUAUUAGAAAAAGGAGUGACUAAAAAAAAAAAAAAAUUUCAAGCAAGUUCUGUUGCUUCUUUUUUUUUUUUUUUUUUUUUUUAUUUUACACUGCUUUAGCCUUCAUGUACAAUAAAUGUAAUGGUUACUGGGCCUUUGUAUGGUUUUUCGUUUCAUCUUUGUCUGUAACUGUACAUCGAAAUGAGGUGACCUUUAGAUCAGGCUUUGGGUUUAAUUAAGUGAAGUUAUGCAGUUAUUUUUAUUUAUUCAGUUGCAUUUUAAUUUGUUUCCCCAACAAUGAAAUUUAGGCAAGAUGUUUCCCCCAGUAAGCAUCAAAAAAUUACUUUUUAUCUGAUUUGUGCCCAAUCUGCAUAAUGGACCAGGAUUUGGCAGUUUUUUUUUAAUCUGGAAAACAAGUACAAUUUAGAAAUAAAAAAAAAAUAAAAAAUUCUCCUGAUAAUCCAAUUGAGGAAAAUAACUUGUUUAUGUCUCUUUUUUUUGCUCCUGAUGUGUGCAACAAGCCAGGAUUUGUUUAAUGGUUAUAAAAGAAAAACCCAGAAAUGUCUUAAUUUUUUGUUUUUAACAAAAAACAAGAAAAAAAAAACUUUUUAAUUUAGCCGAUUGCUUUGUACAGCAGCAACGAAACACAGCUGUGUUUUAGUAUAUGUACAUGCCACUGAUGUAUUGCUUUUUUCUUUGAAAUAAAUGCUUUUAUAGCUUAUAGUCGUGCACACAAAGGCAGCAGCACCUGUUCUCUGUAGCUCAUCGGAUCUUUGUGGUAUUCUUGUUUGCAUUCAACAGUUAUAAUCUGCAACCUAAUAAAAACUUGUUUUUGUAUGUUUCA